Malania oleifera is the source of this 1789-nucleotide messenger RNA. RefSeq lists its product as uncharacterized. The transcript has 2 exons. The record is from RefSeq and is a predicted model, not a curated record. The coding region runs from base 435 to 1454 and encodes 339 amino acids. NCBI's taxonomy places the organism in Eukaryota, Viridiplantae, Streptophyta, Magnoliopsida, Santalales, Ximeniaceae.
UUACCGAAAACUCCCGCCAGGGGGAGCGAGAGAGAGAGAUUGUGACUGACUUCUACCUUUCUAUCUUUUUCCACAGCCACCAGUCAUUACUUCGGGUCCAAAGACGAGAAUAGCUGUCAAGAACACAGCACAUUCUUCACCUACCCUUCAAACUAACUUAAGGGUCAUCAUUUAUUUGGCACAGCCCACCCCCCCCCCCUCCCAAAUCCGUCUAUCUUUUUAAUGCUUAUGCGAAUCUCUAAUGUGUUUUGAUAUGUUGUUCUAUGAACCAAAUUGUCUCGGAAUUAAGAUCUUAAGCCUCGUGUAAUAGAAGGAACCUUUGAUCCAAAACCCCAUAAAAUAGAAGAAACCAGUGGCACACCAGCCGUCGAAUCAAUAAUUGAAGAGCAGAUUGAUCACUUUUUAGUUGGGUCAAUUUUUUCUACAUAAACAACAUGGAAGGCUUUGCUAACGGCAGAGUGGAUGAUACCCAGGGAGCAAUUCCAGAAGAGGUGUCUAGUCUUGAGGUUGGUUGGGCUGAUGGGGAGACCAAACAUGACGAUGUUCCCUUCGAUACAAGCGUCGAGGUCGAGAAUUCCGAGCAUAUGAAGCAAACCCAUGUUGCUGAUGAUUCCAAUUCCAGUAAUAUCAGUCCCAACGUGGGGUCUCAAAUCAUUGAGAAGAGUUCCCAUGCGCUGGAUCUAGAAAAAUUGGAGGAGGUUUCUGAUUCGGAUCUUAAUAAUAAUACUGCUCCUGCCGAUUCAUUUGAGCCUCAUAUGCUUGGUGAAUGGAGUCAAGUUGUAGAAGCCUCAGUUGAGAACUCAGGCAGUUCUGACGUUGCUGAAUUGGUAGUGAAGGAGGUCGAUGAGAAAGUAUUUCGACCAUCCUCAGAUGAGAAUAGCGGGCUUUCCCCGGUUGUCACAGAGAAGGUUACAGAAGUGGUCAACUUAGCCGAGGAUAGGUUGUUGUCUCCAAAGUCAAAUGGGAACUCGCAUGUGGUUUCUGAUGUUACUGAACUGGAACCCAAGGAGGUGGAGGAGAGUGUUUUGCCAUCCCCGAACGGGAACAGUGGAUUCUCUCCGGUUGCAGCGGAUUUGGUAUCAAAAGAAGUUGGAGACAAAGUUUUGCCAUCCCCGGAUGAGAACAAUGAAUUUUCUCCAGGCGCAUCGGAACUGAUAUCAAAGGAACUCAAUCCAAUUGAGAAAAGUACCUUGCCGGCCUCAGAUGAGAAGAGUACAGUCGAAUCAUCAGACCUUGUUGCGCCGGCACCAACGGAGACUGUGGAUAACUCGUUACAGCAAGCAGAUAUUCCUGGCGUUCAAAACAGUAACGAUGGUGGCGAACAGAGUAGCGAGUCCCAGAUUCCUGAAAGUACUGAAUAUCAGCCUAUUAUUACUGUGACUCCAAGCACCAUUCAACCAUCUUCCUGGAGGAGUUGCUGUGGAUUGUUUGACGUUCUACGGCGCUCGAAUUGAUAAUCAUAGGUGAAGAUCUAUUUAUAUGAUCGAAUCCUAAUCUUGAGUCAUGCCCCUUUUUUCCCGGAGGAGUGUUCCGUAAUGCUUGUUUCGGUUUGAAGAUCUACUAUCAUCUUUGAUUGAUUCUGGAAAGUAUCUAAUUUGUUGCUCAGAUUUCUCAAAUAUUUUGUUUUAAAACUUUUGUCAUGUGCUCAUGCAUGUAGCAAGAUCAAAGUUUAGCUGAAUUAGUUGGAGAUACUAUCCUCAUAAAGUAUUGGUUUUUUUUUUUUCCUGGGUGGGGGGCGGGGGUUGCUGACCGGAGGCUUCUAAUGAAUAUUUCUUAUUACCUUUUGAAA